AUGUCUAGGCCGACAAAAUUACAGACGACAUUAAGCACACAAUACAAGAAUUUCAAAAUUGAAAGUCAAGAUGAAACUAUUGAUGAAUUAGUAUAUGAAAGUAAUACCGAUAUUAAUGAUUUAAUUGAUCCUGAAGAAUUUUUUGCUCAAUACAUUGCUCCGCGUAAACCCGUCAAAUUCGUUGAUUAUCCGUUGAUAGGCGCUGAUGGAUCUAGAUUUGAUUUUGAAAAGUUUAAUAGUGAAAAUAUCUUAAAGACUUUGAACUAUGAUGAGGAUUUACAAAUUGAAAAGAAGUUCCAGGAAGGGUUUGGUUCUGGGCAACCAAGAGUUAAGUUUGGGUUACUGAAGUUAAUCCAAUUAUUUAAAGAUGGUCAUGACGAGUAUUAUCUCACGACUCAAUAUGAUUUCGAUGAUCCCGAUAAUAUAAAAGAACAAGAUGGUGAAGUGAAGGAGGAAGAUGAUGAUGAAGAAGAAGAUGAUGGCGAUGAACAGGAAAAUGAUGAUGAAGAGGAUGUUGAUGAAGAUAGUGAGAAAAUAAAUGAUGAGGAAAGUGACGAUAAAAAUGAAGAAACUAAAGGAGUACACAUAGAUGUUAAGUUUAAUGCAGACGAAGAAGAUUUCUCUGACACAUCGUCUAUUGAUAUGAAUGAUCUACAUGAUGACUUUGUUGAUAGUGAUGAAGAUAGUGAAGAAGAUAAUGAUGUAAUACUCGAUAAGGAACUUGGGAUAACUCAAACAGAGGUAGAUCAACGUAUUCGUGAGUUACUUCAACCACCUUUAACAAAUCUCGUUAAACAUCCAUCUAUACUCUCAAUUCGUCCCCGUAUAUUUUCUAAAUUGAUCCCGCAACAAAUCAAUUUAUGGGUUGGUGCCUCUUCAUCUAAGACUGUUUCAGCUAAUGAAAUUACAUUGGAUCUUCAAGACAGUGCCACAUUAGGAUUAGGAAAAUCCAUACCUGGUGAAAAACGAGGUACAUCGUCCGGUUUACAUCAUGAUCAUGCGGAUAAUUUAUAUGUUUUGGUAAGCGGUAUGAAAAGGUUUACAUUAUUUAGUCCAGCUGACGCUUCUAAAUUGUAUACUAUUGGUAAUAUCUUCAAGGUUUUCAAUAGUGGAAUUAUUGAUUACGUAGUUAAUGAAUUCGCUCUGGAUUGGAAACAUAUAAGAGACGAUGGAGCUUUAGUAGAAGAGAUUAUUGAUAGAAAGCUUGAGACAUCCAAAGGUUCUGAAAAGGUUAAAUUAAUUACUGAAUUGAAAGCUUUAAUUAAAGAACGUAAUAAUGUCAAGAAGCCAUCUGCAAGACUUGAUCCCCCUAAUUUUUCCAAGAUUCCUCCUGCUUUAUUACACAUAGACGAAUUUCCUAAUGAAGACACUCGAGCUCAAUUAAUAUCCUUUGCCAAUGAGUACUUCCCUGGCUUUCUUUCAUUAAAUAAAUAUGAAGUUCUGUUAACUCCAGGUGAUAUGUUGUAUUUACCAGCGGGUUGGUUUCAUGAGGUUUCAAGUUUUGGUGAAAGCUCAAGCAAUGACAAAAGCAAUAUUCACAUUGCUUUGAAUUAUUGGUUUAUGCCACCUACCACAUCGAGUUUUGAACAAUGUUAUGAAGAUGAUUACUGGCCAGAGGAUUGGUUCCGGACUGAAAAAUGUAUCCAAUUGUGUAAUUAG
Scheffersomyces amazonensis is the source of this 1659-nucleotide messenger RNA. RefSeq lists its product as uncharacterized. Gene Ontology annotation, molecular function: 2-oxoglutarate-dependent dioxygenase activity. The transcript has a single exon. NCBI's taxonomy places the organism in Eukaryota, Fungi, Ascomycota, Pichiomycetes, Serinales, Debaryomycetaceae. The record is from RefSeq and is a predicted model, not a curated record. Bases 1 to 1659 code for a protein of 552 amino acids.